AAAACGCCUGAGCACCCGGCACUGAUUUCUCAACACACUCUCUGCCAACUUGCGCAUCAAACCGGGAUUUCAAUAUAUAGCCACGUACCCACCGGGAUGGACUUGAACAACGUCAGGCGCGUGUCCUCCGCGGGCUACCGGCUACCGGAACGAGCCUGCGGGACGCAGCCGACAAGGAGCCGACCGCCGGCGGACAGGACGCUGCGCGCCAGAGGAGGAGGAGACGGCGCGACCUCCGCGGAGCCGAAUUCAGACCGGAGCGAUACCGUGAAACAGGACCGAGUGUGGAAAGAGGCGGUGCAGGCCGAGAGGAGAGGCGUGCGGGAGUGGGAGAAGAACUGGAACUUUCUCAGGAACUAUGAUCAGAUGGGGCAGCUGAAGUCCGAGGAGCCUAUGCCCAGCUACGUGUCGCUCUUCUCCGACCGCGUCCCCAACACCGGCAACCAGAUGUUCGGCAGCAGAUUGUCCACUCCGCUCGGGAUCUCCGUGGUCCGACUGGACCGGCUGACGCUCCGGUCCGCGAGACACCCCAAGUGCGAGCAGGACACGGAGAUGCAGCCCUAGAUAAAACGGCCGCAUCGGGGGAGGGAGUCCUGGCUGAUGAGGACAUGAUGACACACAUGCGCGAAUUGACCCGACGUGUGACAUCUUCCGCUGAUCCCCCGAGCUCCAGCGGGGUGUUUUCAUCUUGAUGAUGGAGAUGAUCACAUGUGGAUGCGGUACUUUACUUUGUGCACUCAGAUUGGGACAAGAAAGUAACACAAAACUAUUUGAAAUAUAUAUUUGAAAACAGCUGCGUAGUCCGAUUUUACAGUGUGUACUCGUUGAUGCUAUUAGAAUAUAUUAUAUUUGUUAUGUUAAAUUGGUUUUCUUUAUUAUUAUUUUGUUAUACAUUUUUUUUCUUGCAUUUUUAAAAUAUGUUACUUAUUGUAACGCUGCUCUAAUAAUGCCGGUCUGUAUAUUGCUCAGCUGUAAACUGCCCCCAAUGUAUAGAUUUGGAGAAAAAUGUUGGUCCAUAAACGAUUUGGAAAUUCGGGGUGUGCCUCAUUAAAAUAAAGCUUAUGCAUGUU
Molecule: messenger RNA, 1070 nt
Organism: Cyclopterus lumpus (lumpfish)
Lineage: Eukaryota; Metazoa; Chordata; Actinopteri; Perciformes; Cyclopteridae
Gene: cimip5
Product: chromosome 22 C2orf50 homolog
Exons: 3
Coding region: 97-564 (155 amino acids)
Source: RefSeq, a predicted model, not a curated record